Messenger RNA from Armigeres subalbatus, 2481 nucleotides. RefSeq lists its product as uncharacterized. The transcript is spliced from 5 exons. NCBI's taxonomy places the organism in Eukaryota, Metazoa, Arthropoda, Insecta, Diptera, Culicidae. The record is from RefSeq and is a predicted model, not a curated record. The coding region runs from base 148 to 2226 and encodes 692 amino acids.
AAUUAUUUAUUUUGUUGAAAAAUGAAAAAAACGGUUUUCUGGCAUUGGUGGCACUGGCAGCUGGGUGGUGCUCGGUGGAAAUGCUGUGUUGCGUGGAAAAAGUAAAAAAGAAAUAGUUCUUGAAAUAAAAUAAUAGUUAAGUGAAAAAUGGCGAGAAAAGAGGACAUAAGCAGUUGCAUCGAUACCGCUCCAAACCAGAUUGAACAUUGCGAUGAUUCUUCGAAUGACAAUGAACCGUCAUCGUUCAGGUGGAUUGUCAACGGAUCGCCUAGGCCCAUAACGUCCCCGCAGCCUACGCCCAGUCUCACGCUCACUUCUUCUACAAUUUAUUUUGACAGUCCAGAGAAAUUAAGGCGCUAUCAAUUGUUAUGGGCAACCAAAAGACAGCUUAUCGACAGGUUCCUUGAAUCCUUUGAUGCUGACUGGGAAAUACCCACUGCUGUCGGUUUAGAAGAGUGUGUUGACGAGUUAGAGAUGCCACGGACCCCCCCAAGCAUCGUUCGAUACGAACAAAAUAAUUCAGGUUCACUUGAAUUAUUUGAUGAAACUUUGGUAACCAAAUCUUCAAACAAGAAUAACCGUGUGACGACGGAUAUACAGGAAUCGUCAGAACAGAAAACUGGAAAAGCAGUGAUCUCUGUUACUUCGGAUAUCUCUGCUGCAGUUUCAGACGAGUCUCAGGUCAUAAUAAGAGAAACUGUAGGCUGCAUCAUUCGAACGCUUGACAGCACACAAGAGCUAUCACCUGUCUUAAAAUCAAAAACAUCGGUGUUCUCGUUCAAUGAUUCGCUGGAAAACGAACCUCUAACGUGGCACGACUCCAGCACACCUGAUACGGUCUUAACACCUACGACUACGACCAAGACCACCAGCGUUACAGUUAAUUCAACGGUGGAGAACGGCAUUGCGUCAGCUGACGAAGGCCAAAAAAAUCCCUUCAAACUACAACCUAUAACGAGUUGUAUGAGUUUCAACCGCCGUGUUAUGCACACAUCGACACCUGCUCAAAAAUGUCUAUCAGCGAAGAAGACAGUUCAUUUCGAUUCAACGGUUGCGAAGCAUCAGAGUAGCACAGAUCUGCUAAUAAAGAUGGCGGUGGACUACGCCAGGAAAGAGUUCCAAGCGAUGGAAAAGACGAAAAAGAAACAAAAGAAACGCUCUAAACGACCGCCGACUUCGAACGCAGCAGUACAAGCAACGCCAGAAAUGGUCGACUUCUGCGAAAAUACCCCCAAAAAAUGGCCAUCGCUUAAGAAACGUGUUAAACAGAAGUCUGUCGCACAGACACAAAAAAAUUCUGUUUCCAGAAAUACUCGGUCACGAUUCAAAGCUAACGAUCGAUACGCACCUAUAGUGAAUUUGGAGCCGACCCAGCCGCCCCCCAAAGAAACAUUGAAAUCCAACGCUAUCAGAGCGGUUGAGCAAUCCGUCCCACGGAUUGAUCUGUUAUCACAAGAAACUACCAAAACACUGCAAACGGUAAAACAGGGGGACAGGCUGAAGCAGACAACGUUGUCGCCAUUUUUCAAUGGUGGAAUUCGAGCUAAAAAACAAGUCAGCGAGCUGCGGAAAGGACUGACGAGCUCAUCGCAAAGAGAGCAUCAGAUGACUUGCUAUCGUAAUAACAAAUCCAUCACGAUUGCGUCAAGUGAUAACCAGCCAACUUUGUCAUCAUCAUCCAUCGAAACGUCCGGAAGUGUUAUCAUCUUCGAAGAUGAUCAUAUUUGCCCCAGAAUAGACCAGCUCCUUUUAUCCAUGGUAAACAUUCAGAGCUCAGGCAGUGAUGUAGUUCCGUCUAGCCAGUAUGUUGACCCAGAUAACCGCAGAUAUCGCAGAUACAGCAUUUUGGUUUGUGAGCCUUCCUCGCAAAACGUGCAUACAGUCACUGGUGAUCUGGAAGAGCACCUACAGCUCAUAGAGCGGAGGCUCACUUUACAUAUUCAACAAACCACCAUACCGACCAUCGAGAGCCUGUAUUAUGGUCCCACCAAAAUUUACACAGAUGACAUUCAGGAUCUUUUAAUGGGAGUGCAGUCGGACGAAGAACUAACCCUACGUUGUGCCAACAAUGGAUCUGGCUCGGAUUCUGGUAUGGACGUCACAAUAAUACCGGCAACAUACAAUAUAGAAAAAUGUCGCUGCAGCACUAUCAGAGGAUCCCAAGAACCGGAUGGGUUUUCCCAGGAGUUUUCUCCAAUUCGCUUUUCAGAUACGCAGUUUGAAUGAUAAUUAUCACACACUGACAUAUCCAAUCCACUCUCAUUGAGUGUUCCCCGUGGUACUGGUACGAAAGGUGGAGAGUUAGGUAACUUAAAGUUAUAUUUUUAUGAAUCAUUGAUUAUAUAUCUGUAAAAGAUAUAUUUUUUACUUCGCGAAAUUGUUAUAAGUCUCCUUGUUCUGAUUCUUCAUUAUUAUUGUUAUUUGUAAAAGUGAUAAAUGAUAAAUAUCCAUUUCAAUAAAACUGAAUGUUAAGUUUGAACA